GUCAGAGGCGGAGAGGGAAGCCCCGGGGAGCAGCUCCCUCCUCUGAUGCUGAUCCGGACUAAAAGCAGCCAUGCAUUCUGUCGGCAGGUCGUGGCUGCUGCUCACAGGCUUCAUACUCUUUUAUUUCAUCUACCUGCUGUUCGGGGCGCUGGUUUUCUCCAGCAUCGAGCGGCCGGUGGAGGACAAGCUGCGACAUGACAUGGAAGCCCUGAAGCAAGAGUUUCUGAACCAGAGCUGCCUCAACUCCGCGUCGCUGGAACUCUUUCUGGUCAAAGUGCUCACGGCCAACAAGUACGGCGUCUCCGUGCUCAGAAACUCCUCCGUGACCUCCAACUGGGACCUGGCAUCCUCCAUGUUCUUCGCCAACACUCUGGUCACCACUGUGGGUUACGGUCACACCACUCCUCUGUCUGACACUGGGAAAGCUUUCUCCAUCCUCUACGCCCUGAUCGGCGUCCCCUUCACCAUGCUGGUGCUCACCGCUUGUGUCCAGAGGAUCAUGUACCCUCUGGUGCUGGCGCCCGUCAGCCUCCUGCAGCGUUCGGGUAUGGAGGCUCGGCCGGCCACCGUGGUCCACUUCCUGUUGCUGCUGGUUCUGGUAGUGUUGUGCUUCUUUGUGGCGCCGGCGGCCGUGUUCAGCACUGUGGAGCUGACCUGGUCCUUCUUGGAUGGCAUCUACUUCUGUUUCAUCUCGCUGUGCACCAUCGGGCUGGGAGACUUUGUCCCGGGGACGCAGCCCGGCCAGAAGUACAGGCCGCUGUACCAGGUCGCUGUCAUGGUCUACCUGUUCGUGGGUCUGAUGAUGAUGUACCUCCUGCUGCGAACCUUCCACAAGAUGGCCGACCUGCACGGCCUCACCACCUUCCUGCAGCUGCCGCGCUGCGAGGAGUCCGACCAGGAUGAAGACAGGGAGCCCAUCGUGGAGGAGGAGGAGGACAAACGGGACGAGGAGACGCCGCACCGUCACCUGACAGAAAAAGAAGCCAGCAAGCCGCUGGAGCCGGGGUCCCAGCCCUCGUACAACACCAUGAACACAGGCUGAGAGGUGGAGGGAGAGAAGAAGAAGAAGAAGAAGAAGAAGCUCUACCUCUGGACCUGCACCAACAACCUGAAUCUGAAUCCUCGUCUUAAUUUCUUCAUUUUGUCUUCUUUCGUCUGCUUGUGGAAAACAUUCUAGAGAGAAUAGUAAUAUUAAUAAUGUGGAAUUGAGAUGAGUUUUCAGAUUCAGCCUUGGUGAGAGGACCGCCAAACGCUUUCUGCACAGAACCGUCCUGACUCGACUACAGCAGCCUGUCUGGGCUAAAAGAGGCGAUAACAGAUGUUCCUUUUCCUCCUCAACACUGGUGUCACUGUGAUGUGUUCAUGAUGCAGCCAUACACUGCAAAAAGGUGUCUAAAAACAAGAUAAAAACACUAAAUCUGAGGGAAAUGAUCUUACUGCAUGGACAGAUAAUUUACCUUGACAAGAUUUCUUAAAUUAAGAUUGUUAAAUCUAGAAAUAAGCAUGUUGAACGCUUAAAAUAUGAAAAACCAGUUCAAACCAGAAUAAAACCAAGAGAUUUCUUAAAUAAAACCAGAUAAAACCAGAAUAAACCACUUAAAAACAGAAUGAAAUCAGUUCAAACCAGAAUAAAACCACUUAAAACUACAAUAACACCAAAAUAAAACCAGAAUAAAACCAAGAGAUUUCUUAAAUAAAACCAGUUAAAAACCAGAAUAAAACCACUUAAAAACAGAAUAAAAUCAGUUCAAACCAGAAUAAAACCACAAAAAAACAGAAUAAAACCAGAUAAAACCAGUUAAAACCAGAAUAAAACCACAUAAAACCAGAAUAAACCCACAUAAAAUCAGAAUAAAAACCAGUUCAAACCAGAAUGAAACCAAGAGAUUUCUUAAAUUAGGAUUGUGAAAUCUAGAAAUAAGCAUGUUGAACACUUAAAAAUAAGAAAUUAACUCUUAAAACAAGACAAAUUAUCUAACAAAAGUUUUUUUUUAGAUUUAAAAAAAGAUUUUAGAUUAGAUUUAGAUUUAAUAAUCUUAAUUUAAGAAAUCUUGUCAAGUGAAAUUAUCUGUCCAUGCAGCAAGAUAAUUUCCCUCAGAUUUAGUGUUUUUAUCUGGUUUUUAGACCUUUCUUGCAGUGCAGCUGCUGUGUUUACAGCCUCAGGGUCGCACAUGAAGGAACUUUUAUCCAUGGUUGGUUGUUUUUUAGAUCACUUUUCAUGUGUCACAGGUUGGGGUUGCUAGUUCAGGACUAACAAAUAUGAUGUUAGUGCCAAACACAAUCUGUGGAUGCACUUGUUGAAUCAACUUUAGGAAAAUCUUCGGGCUGUCCUCAACUACAGAAAUACUAAAUUGACUAACAGACGUUUCUUUUACUGUUCGAUGAGUUGAUUUAAUCAACAGAUUUGAGGAGAAAAUGUGACUUUCUCCUCAAAGAAUCAUGCAAAAGCGCUACGAAUCUUGUUUACCAAAGAUAAACUCAUACGUUUCUUAGAAAUAAGUUAUUUACACAAAAAGAAUAAUAAUGAAAUCUUAAUCGACUAAGACCAAAAUGAACAAUAAGUCGAGUCUGAGAAAACCUUUUACAGCUUUAACUUCAUUUGGUUUUAUUUGGGUGCAUUGUUAAGCUCCUUUUCCUUGUGAUUCACAUCAUGGCCGAAACAUUUGCCACACAUCAGUCACACUUUUUGCACCGUUAUUCUUAACAUGAAUGAUCACAACUGCAGUGACAUGACAAGUGGAUCUAUUAAAAGUUUAGCUCACUUUCUCAGUUAAUGUCAAAUAUGGAGCUACGCCGAGCAUUUAAAACUCUCAGGAAAGAUUCUAUCAGAUUUCCUGUGUGAAAUUGUGACUUUCCUGUUCUGGUUCGGCGUUCACCCUUAAUAGGGCACUCAUUAAAAUGCUUGCAAAUACCAAAUUUCAACCCUAGAGAAUAUUGGAGGAUAUUACAUACAGCCAGAAUGUGGACUGAGGAAUGUGUAAAAAAACAUACGGACCUGGGGGAGGGGCGCAAUAUUUUGAAAAAAAAGUUUACAAGAUUAAAGUGAAAAAAAUGUGCAGAUUUAUGAGAUUUAAAGUGGUGAAUCUGGGAGAAAAAAAGUUGCUUUUUACCACUUUUUUCUCGUAAAUCUGUGACUUUUUUCUUGCAGAUUUGCCACUUUAAAUCUAUUAAAUCUGUGACUUUUUUUCUUGUAGAUUUGCCACUUUAAUCUAGUAAAUUUGCAACUUUUUUUCUCUAAAUAUUACCCCCCCUUCCCCCCGGGUGUGUAUCUUUAUUUUUAUUCAUACUUAAUAUGCCCUAAUAUGCCGCCAUAGUCAAGUUCUCCUGGUACAAGUCAUUGAAGAAUAACUCUGUUUGUACGACUGUUACUUGCAGAUUUAUUUUCUAAGUUUUUCUUUUUUUCAUUAGAGGUCAAGAUCAAUGAAGUUAAUAUUAUUAUAUUAUUAUCAUACUGAUUGACCAGAUGUCAUGGUGUCCACUGUCUGUGACGUAGCCUGAUCUUUGCUGAUUAGCUGGAAUGAAUCCAUGUUGUUCUACGACCAAACAGAGAGACAUGGGGACCUCAUUCUGAUAUCCACUGAAGUUACCAAAUAUAGUUUUUCGCCCGAUAAAGGGUUAAAAGAGUACAGAAACUACAGAGGAGCAGGGUUUUCCUCAGGACCUGGACUGUCCUCCUUUAUGGUGCUGCCCCCUGGUGGCUUCAUGCAUGUUAUUACACCUCCAGAGCAGUAAUAAUAAAUAGGGUCAAAGGGUUGGAAUAGAGGGAUGGAGGUAAAAGAAAAAAUGAUAUUCUGUAAGAAACCAAAUGUUGCUUGUCAAACACAGAUCAUGGACACUUGAAAUGCACUUUAAUGUUCAUAUCAGUUGUUUUUCUUUUACCAUCGGAGUUGAGUCGGCUAAUUAUUAUAUCCUGAUACUGUAAAAUAAGUAGUCUCGGUAACACUUUAUUUCAAGGUACAUGUAUUCAACAUUAUUAGUUGCUUAUUAUUAUUAUAUUAUUAUAAUUAUUAUAGUAUUAAUGCCUUAUUCUGCAUGGCCUUAUUAUACAACCAGUAAGACAUUAACUUAGAGUUUUACCUCAAUAACCUCAGAAUUAUUGCUUAUUAGUAGUAAGUAAGGACGUUGUUGUAUAUGAGUUAUGAUUUUAAUAUGCUUUAUAAUAUGGACUUUAUAAUGUGGUAGUUAUGUAGGAACAGACCAUAUUCAUUAAGUGUUAUUAAGGGGGAAUAAUGAGGGAAAACUCUUAGUUAAUGGCUUACUGGUUGUAUAAUAAGACCAUGCAGAAUAAGGCAUUAAUAACUAUUUCAUAAUAAUAAUUUCCAUGCAAAUAAGCAACUAAUUAAUGUUGAAUAUGUGUACCUUAAUAUAAAGUGUUACCGUUGUCUCUGUUGAUGUUGCUGUGUAUGUUGUUGUAGUUUUAGUGAGAUCAGUUUAACAUGUAUUCCCAUUGGACAACCAUAAAUUAAACACAACUUGUCCCUU
Centropristis striata (black sea bass) is the source of this 4482-nucleotide messenger RNA. It is a transcript of the gene kcnk6, whose product is annotated as potassium channel, subfamily K, member 6. Gene Ontology annotation, cellular component: membrane. Gene Ontology annotation, molecular function: potassium ion leak channel activity. The coding region runs from base 71 to 1042 and encodes 323 amino acids. Gene Ontology annotation, biological process: stabilization of membrane potential; potassium ion transmembrane transport. The transcript is spliced from 3 exons. The record is from RefSeq and is a predicted model, not a curated record. NCBI's taxonomy places the organism in Eukaryota, Metazoa, Chordata, Actinopteri, Perciformes, Serranidae.